CACUUCCGCUCCUGCGCAGUCCGUCUCUCCACCGACAUGGCGCUGGCUAAGUCCGUCUACAACCUGCUCUUCAAGAGAACCUCCACCUUCGCCAUAACCAUCAUGGUUGGAGCCGUCUUCUUCGAGCGACUCUUCGACCAAGGUGGCGACGCGAUCUUUGAGCAAAUGAAUCGCGGGAAACUAUGGAAACACAUCGAACACAAUUACAAGAACAAAGAGGAGGAAUAGGACCGCAGCGGGGGUUACCUGAGGCUGAAGUGCAACUGAUGUCACACUUCCAUCAUCCAUUCUUCCUGGACUCCACACCUGAAGCAAGCAUCAGUCAACAUGGACAAUGUGCUCAUAUAGUCAUGCCUAGUGGGACCCGUGGGAGCUGAUUGACUGUCCAGACCACCAUGAAGAUGGAGCAAUGGUUCCUGUCACCUCGUCCCUCUUCCUGUUGUUAAAUGUUCUCCUCACAGAUUGUAUAUGAUUAAAUUAAACGUGUUAAUGUCAGACA
This is a messenger RNA of Sebastes umbrosus (honeycomb rockfish), 499 nucleotides long. It is a transcript of the gene uqcr10, whose product is annotated as cytochrome b-c1 complex subunit 9. Gene Ontology annotation, biological process: mitochondrial electron transport, ubiquinol to cytochrome c. The record is from RefSeq and is a predicted model, not a curated record. Bases 37 to 228 code for a protein of 63 amino acids. Lineage: Eukaryota; Metazoa; Chordata; Actinopteri; Perciformes; Sebastidae. The transcript has 2 exons.